AUGCUGCGCGUCUCCGCCAUUCCCCCCGGCGACCCAACCACCGCCCCCUACGAGGGCCAAAACCGGUUCGAAUGCCUGACCUGCCCCUACCACUUCGUCAUCAGCAAGCGCUACUACGAGCGCAAGUACCUCAAGAAGAAGGAGGUCGAGGACAUUUUGGGUGGCAAGGGUGCCUGGGACAAUGUCGAUCGCACGGGGGUCCAGUGCCCGAAUGAAAAGUGUAGGAAUGAUGAGGCGUAUUGGUAUCAGUUGCAGAUUCGGAGUGCGGAUGAGCCGAUGACGGCGUUUUACAAGUGUACAAAGUGUGCCAAGGAAUGGCGAGAAUAA
Plenodomus lingam JN3 is the source of this 327-nucleotide messenger RNA. RefSeq lists its product as uncharacterized. Lineage: Eukaryota; Fungi; Ascomycota; Dothideomycetes; Pleosporales; Leptosphaeriaceae. Gene Ontology annotation, cellular component: RNA polymerase III complex. The record is from RefSeq and is a predicted model, not a curated record. Gene Ontology annotation, molecular function: zinc ion binding; nucleic acid binding. Gene Ontology annotation, biological process: termination of RNA polymerase III transcription; DNA-templated transcription.